This is a messenger RNA of Misgurnus anguillicaudatus (oriental weatherfish), 646 nucleotides long. NCBI's taxonomy places the organism in Eukaryota, Metazoa, Chordata, Actinopteri, Cypriniformes, Cobitidae. The record is from RefSeq and is a predicted model, not a curated record.
AUUAGGAUUUAGAUAACUGUUAAUAGUGGAUAUGGACACACAAGACUCAGCGGGGGAUGAUGGGAAGAUGGAGUGUGAACAGAUUCUACAAGAUGAAGCGACAUCUUCAGAUCCCCCCUCCACACCACUCCAAAGUGAUCAGACAGUAGUACUGAAACAGUUUAGAGACAAAGCUCCACGUGAAAGAAGGAAUAAAAGGUUGAGACCAGAUGAGGCAACAUCUCCAGCCCCUUCCUGCACAUCUCUACAAAGUGAUCAGUCAAUGGAUCGACCGGUAAAGUUCAAAGAAACAACUCUAGAUAUAAGGCUGAGACAACACGAAGCAACAUCUCCAGCACCUUCCUGCACAUCUCUACAAAGUGAUCAGUCAAUGGAUCGACCAGUAAAGUUCAAAGAAACAACUCAAAAUAUAAGGCUAAGACGAGACGAAACAACAUCUCCAGCCCCUUCCUGCACAUCUCUACAAAGUGAUCAGUCAAUGGAUCGACCAGUAAAGUUCAAAGAAACAACUCAAAAUAUAAGGCUGAGACGAGAUGAAGCAACAUCUCCAGCCCCUUCCUGCACAUCUUUACAAAGUGAUCAGUCAAUGGAUCGACCAGUAAAGUUCAAAGAAGCAACUCAAAAUAUAAGUUGUAAUUGCUUUUGA